This is a messenger RNA of Penicillium canariense, 750 nucleotides long. RefSeq names its product putative extracellular soluble lytic transglycosylase. The record is from RefSeq and is a predicted model, not a curated record. The transcript has 2 exons. Lineage: Eukaryota; Fungi; Ascomycota; Eurotiomycetes; Eurotiales; Aspergillaceae. The coding region runs from base 1 to 750 and encodes 249 amino acids.
AUGGCUAUCAUCAAGCCCGCUCUCCUCACCGCACUGGCGGCUGCUGCCAGCACAUACGCCCAGUCUGCAAACCCGGGAGUGGGUAGCAACCCCAAGGCCCAGGGCGCGACUGACAAUGUGACGCCCAGCACGGGGCCCAACGGAUCGGAGGACUGGUUGAAUACCGGCAUCACCGGCAACGGAUGGACCCCUCCAUACCUGGCUCUCGAGGACGUCUACCACAUCUCCCUCGAUGACUUCUACCGUGGCAUCGGUUCCUCCUGCUCCCAGUACGACAACUACUUCCAAAGGGCUGGGUCUAAAUACGGUGUCGACCCGGUCAUCCUGGCUGUCCUGGCUAUGCAGGAGUCCUCGUGCAAUGCCGACGCUGGUGGGCCCACACCCGGCCUGAUGCAGGUCUCCUGCGACAAUUACCCGAACGGCAAAUGCACCGAUUCGAUUCAGGACAACGUCGAUGCCGGCACGAACUACCUCAAGUCCCAACUGGACUCCUCGGGUGGCAAUGCUGUGCAGGCGUUCGGUUCGUACAACGGGUGGUUCACGGCCGACAGCGGGCUGAACGGUAACAAGGGUCUGACUGAAGAUUACCCCUGCUCAUCGGAGGGUAAGUCGAACGGAGUGCCGCAGAAUCUGGAUUACCUGCAUCAGGUGUUGAAUGGCUGGUUGUUGGGACUGGAUGUUUACGGCAAUGAUAACUGGAUCGGUACCUACAAGUGCGACCAAUCGUGCAGCGACGGCAGCAAGUGCUAG